This is a messenger RNA of Suillus clintonianus, 478 nucleotides long. RefSeq lists its product as uncharacterized. Bases 84 to 335 code for a protein of 83 amino acids. The record is from RefSeq and is a predicted model, not a curated record. NCBI's taxonomy places the organism in Eukaryota, Fungi, Basidiomycota, Agaricomycetes, Boletales, Suillaceae. The transcript is spliced from 6 exons.
CACUUUAGUGACUCAUUUGCGAGACGAGCUCUAUGGCAAGAGGGAUGGGGUAGUUCCUCAUCGCUCAAAGUUGUUGCGCUUUCAUGCCGCUGAAAGGUAGACAUGAGACUGGUCACGAUGUUGGCCACUUCCUGAAUGUUCAUGAAGGCCCGCACGGUAUCGGCACCCGCGUAGCGUAUAACAGCACCUCUUUGAAAGUGGGCAUGACCGUUUCAAAUGAACCGGGCUACUACGCCGACGGACGCUACGGAAUCCGCAUUGAAAGCGUCGUCAUCGUUCGAGAGGCUAAGACACCAAACAACUUUGGGAACGGGUACCUUUUUAUAAUCAUGUGACGAUGUCACGUGUCUUAUCCAAACGAAGCUGAUCGAUUUAUCAGUACUGACCGUGCGGGAAAAUGAGUGGCUCAACUCACAUCAUGUGGAGACGCUGGAGAAGGUAGGACCUCUGCUCCGUAACGACCCACGCGCUCUUCGGU